Molecule: messenger RNA, 5891 nt
Organism: Daktulosphaira vitifoliae (grape phylloxera)
Lineage: Eukaryota; Metazoa; Arthropoda; Insecta; Hemiptera; Phylloxeridae
Gene: ATP8A
Product: probable phospholipid-transporting ATPase IA
Exons: 22
Coding region: 516-3947 (1143 amino acids)
Biological process (GO): phospholipid translocation
Cellular component (GO): plasma membrane
Molecular function (GO): ATP hydrolysis activity; ATP binding; ATPase-coupled intramembrane lipid carrier activity
Source: RefSeq, a predicted model, not a curated record
UAUUUCAUUGGGACUCGUUACUAACGGGCGUCUGGAACGUUGCGUUAAAAAAGUUCACGCUUAAUUUUUAAUUAUUUUCACUCGUUAUUUUUUUCCCGUAGAAGUGUUUUGAGAUUGUAAAAUUGUACUUAAAAUGUUAAGGUAUCGUUGAAAGUUCGGUAUUAUGUUGUAACAAACACUAAAAGUAACUGUUUUAGUUAAUUUGUCAAUGACAUCAUAUUUACUUGCCGUGUUAUAAUUUUGUAAAUGCAUCGGAUGCUGUGCAGUCAAUGGAUUCGAAUAUUUUUCCACUGCCUCCUCUAGAUCAUUGUUAUAGACGAUAAAAUAAUAACAAACAUUUUUGGUAGUAUAUCACGGCCAUAAAUAUGCUAGGUUUUACGAAACAAGUUAGACAAUUUAUUUUAACUCACAGUAAACAUGCAUAUAUGAUGUCAUUGAACGCUUCAUCUUCCUAGCCUGUCUUCCUCCUUGUUUUUUAUAUUCGAGAUUAACAAUUAUAUAAUAAAAAUAAAUCCAUGACCAAAGAAAGAAAUCCAAAAACUUCGGAGACCUCCAGUAAAUCCAAAGAUCAAAAUGCAUUCGAGGAUGAAAGCGGCUUGGAUGCCGUAGACUGUUUGGGUGCUAGAGAUAGCCGGUUAAUUAAUAUCAAUGGCCUUCAGCGGUACAAAAGCUGCUCUAAUUGUAUAUCCACAGCUAAAUACAAUUUUAUAUCAUUCCUGCCAAUAUUUUUAUUCGAACAGUUUCGACGAUACUCGAACUGUUUUUUUCUACUUAUUGCUUUAUUACAGCAAAUUCCUGAAGUAUCACCUACUGGUCGGUUUACUACAUUAGUUCCAUUAUGUUUUAUACUAUUAGUUUCAGCAGUUAAAGAAAUUAUAGAAGACUUCAAAAGACAUAGAGCUGACCGAGAAGUUAAUCAUAGGAUAGUUGAAGUGUUAAGUAAUGGUUCUUGGUUACCAAAACGAUGGGACCAAAUAAAUGUAGGAGACAUUGUAAAGGUUAAAAAUAAUACAUUCUUCCCUGCUGAUCUUUUAAUAAUUUCUUCCAGUGAACCUCAAAGUAUGUGUUAUAUUGAGACAAUGAACCUAGAUGGCGAAACUAACUUAAAAAUUCGACAAGGUCUUCCAGAAACAGCAAAUUAUACUGAUCCCAAAGAUCUCAUUCAUUUAAAAGGCACUAUUGAUUGUGAACUUCCUAAUAGAUUGAUUUAUGACUUUGUUGGAAGUUUGAAAUUGACUGACCGUGUACCACUGCCUUUGGGACCUAAUAAUCUGUUACUACGUGGUGCUAUGUUACGAAAUACACCAUGGGUUUGCAGUAUUGUUAUAUAUACUGGUCAUGAGAGCAAAUUAAUGAUGAACCAAACAUCAGCUCCUUUAAAAAGGUCAACUGUUGACAAAAUUGUUAAUACACAAAUAAUAAUGUUAUUCUUAGUACUGUGUUCACUAUGUUUGCUCAGCGCAUUUUGUAAUAUUAUUUGGACUAAGUACAAAGGUUCAAAAGAUUGGUAUCUGCAAAUUGAUGAUAUUGCAACUUAUAAAUUUGCAUUCAAUCUACUCACCUUUUUUAUUCUUUUCAACAAUUUAAUACCUAUAUCGCUUCAAGUUACUGUUGAAGUUGUACGAUUUAUGCAAGCAACAUUUAUAAAUAAUGAUAUAGAAAUGUAUCAUGAAGAAAGUAACACGCCUGCAAUGGCAAGAACAUCAAAUUUAAAUGAAGAACUUGGAAUGGUGAAGUAUAUAUUUUCUGAUAAGACUGGUACAUUAACUAGAAAUGUAAUGGAAUUCAAACAUUGUUCGAUUGCUGGAAUUCUUUAUUUAGAAGGAGAAAAAGAAAUACUAUUAGAUAAUUUGAAAAAACAUUAUUCUAAAAAUCACAUUACAGAAUUUUUAAAUAUGAUGGCUGUUUGUCAUACAGUAAUCCCCGAAAAGAAGAAUUCAAGUGAAAUACUGUAUCAUGCUUCAUCUCCUGAUGAACAAGCACUAUUAAAGGGGUGUAGGUCUCUAGGCUAUACUUUCCAUACAAGAACACCUAAAUCAGUUUUAAUUUCUGCUUUAAAUAUUGAAAAAGAAUAUAAAAUAUUAAAUGUAAUUGAAUUUUCCAGUGCAAGAAAAAGAAUGUCUGUUAUAGUACGGUGUCCAUCCAAUAAAAUUCUCUUAUAUUGCAAAGGAGCUGAUUCUGUCAUUUUCGAACGUCUCUCUGAAGAAGGUGAAAAAUAUAAAAAAGAUACAUUAGCACAUCUUAAUGAGUUUGCAAACUCCGGUUUUCGUACUUUGUGUUUUGCUUACACUGAAAUAUCAGAAAGUUUUUACGCUACAUGGAAUGAAGAAUUUAUAAAAGCAUCUAAUGUGGUUAAUGGUCGGGAUGAUGCUAUUGAUAAAGUUGCACAAAGUAUUGAAACUAACCUUACACUUCUUGGAGCUACAGCUGUUGAAGAUAAAUUGCAAGAUAAGGUCCCUGAAACAAUAGCAUCUUUAUUGAAAGCAGGAAUAAAUGUAUGGGUUUUAACUGGAGAUAAACAAGAAACAGCUAUUAAUAUUGGUUAUUCUACAAACUUAAUUUCCCAAGACACUCCGUUAAUUUUAUUAAAUGAGCCUACUUUAGAUGAACUUAGAGAAUCAUUACGACAUCAUUUAAAUGAAGUUGCAUCUAAUGUUAAUAAACAAGAAAAUUCAUUAACAUUAGUCAUUGAUGGUCAGUCAUUAAAACAUGCAUUGUCACAUAACCUUAAAAUGGAUUUUUUGGAAUUAUGCAUGAGUUGUAAAUCUGUUAUAUGUUGCCGUGUAUCACCCAUGCAAAAAGCUGAGGUUGUAGAAUUAGUUACUAGUAAUACAAAACAAGUGACACUUGCCAUUGGUGAUGGGGCUAAUGAUGUAGCAAUGAUACAAAAAGCUCAUGUUGGUGUUGGAAUAUCUGGUGUAGAAGGUUUGCAAGCAGCUUGUGCAUCUGAUUAUUCAAUAGCUCAAUUCAAAUUCCUAUUAAAAUUACUUUUGGUUCAUGGCGCUUGGAACUAUAAUAGAAUGUCAAAAUUAAUUUUGUACAGUUUUUAUAAAAAUAUUUGUCUCUACAUCAUGGAAUUGUGGUUUGCAAUUUAUUCAGGAUGGUCUGGACAAAUUAUUUUUGAAAGAUGGACAAUAGGACUGUACAAUGUAUUAUUUACUGCUGCUCCUCCAUUAGUAAUUGGCAUAUUUGAUAUAGUAUGUACUGCCAAAACUAGAAUGGAAUAUCCUGAAAUAUAUUCACAGACAGCUGAUACAUUUGAUGUUCAAACAUUUUGGAUGUGGGUGCUAAAUGCAUUAAUCCACUCAUUCUUGUUAUUUUGGUUAUGUUUGUUUUCCUUGGAAAAUGAAGUAGUGUGGUCUAAUGGAAAAGAAGGAGGAUAUUUAGUCUUAGGCACCUUCAUAUAUACAUAUGUUGUGGUUGUUGUAAGUCUUAAAGCAGGUCUGCAUAUUAAGUCAUGGUCUUACAUUGUACAUGCUGCUAUAUGGGGUUCUAUUGUUGCUUGGUUUGUGUUUAUAAUAAUAUAUAGUCAUUUCUGGCCUAUUUUCCCGGUUGGUGCUGUCUUUUAUGGUAUAGAUACAAUGGUAUUUCGUUCACCAGUAUUCUGGUUAUUACUUAUUUUUUCUACGUGUAUUGUCUUAGGAAUUGACUUGGCAGCAAUAACGCUUAAGUUGAAUUUUAGUAAAAAUCUUGUUCAGACCUUAAGAGCAAAUGAACUAAAUAAUUCAAACUUAAACAGUAUUAAUCAAAGACAUAGAAUAAACGAAAAGUCACGUCUUCUUACAAAUGUAAAAAAUGUUUUCCAUUUCAAAUCUCGAUUACAAUCGAACAAUGAUGUUGAAAUGAACCAUGGUUUUGCUUUUUCUCAAGAAGAAGGAGGUGUCGUCAGCCAAUUGAACAUGAUUCGUGUGUACAAUACUCGCUUACCAAUCCCCGAAGAAGUAUAAAUAUCUCUGAUAAUUACUGUUAACUUUAAUUUUAAUUUUCAUGAAGCACCUCAUCUAAUUAAAGUUAUUAAGUAGUUCUAAUUAUUUAAUAUUUAACAUACUGCUAUUGUUAUUUUGUAAUUGGAUUUGUAUAAAUUAUUAACAUUUUAUUUAUAUUAUUCAUUUAUUGUACAUAAUUUACAUUAUUAUAUAAUAUUAUAUUUUAUUAUUUAUUUAUAACAGAUCCAAUUCUAGAGAUGAUCUAACAUCUGUAGAUACUCAUCAUAUAUAUUUUAUUAUUUUUGUUGUUAUUAUUAUUGUUUUGUUUUUAUAAUUACAUUUGUACAUCUGUGAUAAGAUUAUUACAAAUAUAUUUGAUAAUAUAUUUAUGAAACACUUAUAGUUUUAAAAUAUUAAUAGAUAAACUAAUAAAUUUUUUUAUUUUGGUGUAUUUCUAAUUCAGAAAUUAGAUGUUUCUUAAUAUUUAUUUGUUUUUGUGUGAUUAAAUGAUUUAUUAGUGAUGUGUAAUAAUUAUUAGUGAUGUAACAAACUAUUUAAAAUUCAAAGAAAAUUAUGAAACAGACAGAUAUAAUGUUUUAUUUCUUAACGUAUUCAUUAAAAUUUAAUUUUAAUUUUAAUGCAUGAUUAAUUUAUAAGAUAUAGAAUCUAAGAGGAAAACAGCUUCUUUUGUCUUUUUCUCCUUAUUAACGCAAUAGUUGUAUUAGAAGGGUGUUAUUAAAAUUAAAAUUAGUAUAAUUUUAAUUUAUUAAAAAAAUGCAUUUUAAAUAUUUUUCUUCAGACUACCAGAUUUCCUAUAGAGUUCUUGAAAAUAAUUACUAUAUUAUUCAUUACAUUGAAUAUGAAAAAAAAUUUGUAUUUUAAAUGUUGGUUCAAAUUUGGAAGUAAUUUUUUGUCAAAUUUUUUUUAAAACUUUGAUAAUGUUUAUAAUUGCAUAUGCAUUAUUUCUUAAAUCAUAUGUUUGAGUUUGUUGCAUCACUAGUAUUCUAAUUUUUUUUUAGUGUUUUAUUCUUUAUUGUACCAAGUUUGUACUGUUUAAAGAAAAAUCUCGUAUAGAAAUAAUAAAUUAAAUUAAAAUUCAGUAUGGAAGUAUUGCAAACCUAGUAAUAUAACUGAACCUAAACAAUUACAUGGUGUGUUUUGUUAAGUUUCCGAAAAUUAAGUGAUGUAUUUAGAUCAUUUUAACAAUAAUGAUAGUUUAAAAAUUUCCUUUUACAAUUUAUACUACUUAAUAUAUUUUUUGAUUACUAAUUAAUAAGUUAAUAUUUAUAAUUUAACAUAUUGCCUUUUAAUACAUUAUAAAGACUUAAAAACUAAAAAAAAUAAAUAGAUGGGAUUGACUAAUUUUGAUACUAGUAAGAAAUAUACUAUUUAUACCUAAAUAUCUGUUAAGUUGAAUAAAUAACUUGUUUAUUAUGUUUAAUUUUGAGGCAAUAAUUUUUACCCAUAUAAUGUACUAUAAACAAGUUCCGAUUUUGGCGGAAGAAAGUCUCAUGGCCCCUGGGAUUUUUCAGAUUUUCUUUGUUUAUACGUAAAAUAAAAUAUAAAAAUAAAUUGACGCCUUUGAUGUGUCUCAUUCAAUUUAAGACGUCGGGUUUCACAAUUCCUUAAUUCGGGUUUGACAAUAAAGCAAUUUUAAAUAAAUUUUGUAUCAGUUUAUGAAUGAUAAGAAUAAUUUGUUUAUUCAACAAUUUUUUGUUUAUACUCUCUUAAUAAAAGUAUAGAAAACAAUUAUUAAAAGUAAAAUCAUAUAUUAUUAAACUUUAAUGUAUUAAUAUAAUAAAUUAAGUUAUGAUUUUUAUUAUGAAAAUCAUAAACAUACUUAAAACUUAGAUAUUUUAGACCAAGAACUUGUUAGGGUGUUGGACAUUUGUUAAAUAUUCUAGUAGCUACUUAUAAUUUUAUCAUUUACCUGUAAUUUGUAUUAUAGAAUAAACUUUUUAAAAA